Molecule: messenger RNA, 6140 nt
Organism: Closterium sp. NIES-67
Lineage: Eukaryota; Viridiplantae; Streptophyta; Zygnematophyceae; Desmidiales; Closteriaceae
Source: the annotation of a GenBank genome assembly
AUAUUUCCGCCCAGGUGACAGCUCCCUCAUGCUCUACCUCCAGCCCCCACGGAACCAGGGAACCACUUCAGCAUUGACUGUUGCCAUAGUUGGCUGUGGUGCAGACUGUUGCAAUGCAGCCAAUUCAAUUACCCCCGGAUGUUUAUUCAAGCAUCUCCUAACCCUGGCUGUACCCUAACCAUUAACCGCUUACGAUGACUUCCAAAGGAUUUUUUAGAACAAUAUUGUAGGCUGGACUAUUAGUUAUUUAUAUUGGACCGAUCCGCCUAGUGGGAGAGUCACUAGCAGCGCUACCCCUUGCUGCACUGGAGCCAAAGGCGAAGGCGGUAUUUCAAAGUUUUUAUAGGGAUGCACGGGGGAGGGGGCGAGUUCUCCUUUUCCGUGCCUCCGCGGCCUUUGCGGCCCGCCCGGCAUCGGAGGGUGAGGUCGGACGAUGGUUACCUCUUCGACCACGUCAUGGCGGCUCAGCAAGCCGCCGACCCGCGCGCCCACCACGCCGGGCAUCCUCAAGGCGGGUCUGCGUCCGGGCAGGCGGCGUCGAGCCGGUAUCGGCAGCACCCGCAGUACAUGCUGUCGGAGAUCCCGAGCAUCGAGGAGGAGGACCACGCCUCCUACGACCAACCCUCGCCCGCCGCUGAGUCCCCCCCCGUGCAACCCGUGUCACGGCGGGCGCACUCGUACUCGCGCGCUGGGUCCAUGGGCAGGGAGGCGGAGGGGCAGGGGGAUCGGGAGUGGGAGCGAGAGAGAGGGCAUGAGCGGGACAGGGGGCGGCAACGAGAUGCGCCGGCGCGGGAUUGGAGGGACGGCGAGCGCGAGAGAGGCAGUGGGACAGAGAGGGGCGGGGCGAUGGAGUACGGCAGGGGGCGCGAGAGAGAGGCAGAGGCGGCGAGGAGCAGGGAGUCGGAGAGGAGUGGCAGCUGGAAGGACAGCGAGAGGCAGGGAGGGGAAAGGGGCAGUUUCAGGGACAGGGAUCGCGCUGGCGGCGAGAAGAGCGCGGGUAGUUCCCGUGAGCGCGAUCGCGCGGACAGGGGCACGGGGAGCUCGAGAGAGAGGGGUGAGCGCGCUGUGGCGAGCGGCAGCGUGCGCGAGAGGGAACGGCUGGAGCGAGAGAGGGAAAGGGAGCGCGAGUACGAGCGAGAGAGAGAGAGUGAGUGGGGCCGUGACGAUUCGACGAGAAGGGAGCUAGCGUAUGAGGAGGUUGAGGAGGAGGGGUACUACCAGGAGCAGUCGCGGUACCAGGCACCGCAGCACGCACAUGCGCAUCAGCACUAUCAGCAACCGCCUGCAAAGGGGCGAACGGACGGUCACACGUCGCAGUCGGCAAUGCAGCAGCAGCAGCAGCAGCAGCCCCGUCAGUCGCCGCAGGUGUUGGUACAGCAGCACCACCACCACACGCGAGACGGCCUCUCCUCCCCGCCGCAGCGCCAGCCCAUGCCUCGCGCCUCUCGUCCCACCUCCGCGGGCUUUCCCUCCCCCCUGGCGCCUGGCCCCAAGGGUUACUCCCCCUCGCCCAGUUCCUCAGGGCCCACGGGCGGCCAGGCGGGGGAGGCGCGCUACGGGUCGCCGGCGGGCCCGGUGGAGGCGCUGAAGCAGGGCGCGCGGCACCGGCGCAUCCGGUCAGAGGACGCGUCCAUGUUCCACCGCAUGCUCGCGCACGACCACGGGGGCCAGUCCCCCGCCAUGUCUCAAGGCGCAGGAUCGCCAGGGGGGGGGGCACCGGGCGUCCGGAGCCCAGUUGUGCGGGCCGUGCCCGGCGGCGCUGCAGGCGGGGCGGGCAGCAGCCGCUUUCAGGGAGGGCCGGCGCCAGGGGGAGCUGGCUCCAGCGGGAGCACUGCGCGUGGAGGCGGGUACGGCGGCGGCGUGAAUGGCGGUGGCGGGCCCAUGUCGGGCGGCAUGAGCGCAAGCGGUAGCGGCCCGCUGAGCGGCGGAUCGGGGCAGCACAUGACGGCGCGAAGCCCGCUGGAGGGUGCAGGCGAUCGGUUGGCGGACUACAGUGGGGGCGGAAGCAGCAAGGAACGGCGCGCGCAAGUGACCCACCGAUUUCCCUCGUCGCGGUCCGUGUCCGCCGUGCCCUCUCAUGCCGUCGACCACGACCGCUCGCCGGACUCCCCCGUCCGCGCCUCAGGGGGGGGCAUGCGCGGGGGAACGGGCAUGGGGGGGAGCCAGAACCACAAGGAACAGUUGGGUGUCAUGGGGUUGGCGCAGAGAGAAGGGCAGGCACAGGGAAUGGGACGAGGCGGGGGGGGAAAGAUGUUAAUGCGGCCUCGUAGCAUGAAGGCUCUGUCGUCGCCGGGCGACGUGGAGGGCGGCGAAGAGCAAUCGCAGGGCUACGCUGCGACCGGGCAGAAACAGCACUGGCAGCAACACCAGCAGCCGCCGCCGCCGCAGCAGCAGUGGCAGCAGCAGCCUCAGCAGUUGCAGUGGCAGCAGCAGCAAUUCGCCACCCCCCAGCAGCAGCAGCAGCAGCAGCAGAUGCGUCGUCGAUCGCACGAUUUGCAAUCAAGCCCCUGGCCCGACGACGAUUCUCCCAUGCGCUCCCCCCCUGACACCGCGCGCCUCUCCCUCGACUCCGCCGAUCACCAGCCUCCGCGGGCUGCGCGGGUGGGCUCGCCGGCAGCAGGGGGGAGGGCAGCACCGUCGGGGAGCGGGGCUCCGCGCGGUGGAAUGGGCGCGGGUUCGGGGCGAGGGUCAGGGAAAGGCGACGGGGCGUGGGGCGGCGCAGCAGAGGUGGUGACGGGUCGCAUGCGGGAGGGCGCGGACUUGCGCCCCCUGGCCCUGCCGCGCCCCAACAGCAGCGGCGGCGUGCGCAGAGGCGCGGGGCUGGCGGGCGGCCCCGUGGACCGAUCGCGGUCCAGCGACGGCAGCCCCGACCCCGGCGACAUGGGGGGUGGCGGAGGGUGGGGGAAGGACGAGGGGGGCGUGUGGGGCCGGCGGGGCAAGGGCAAGGCGGGGCAGGCGAUCACGGAGGAGGCGCUGGAGCAGCAGCUCAAGCUCAGCUCGCACCGCCUCGCCGCCGUCUCGCCCUCCUACCCCACCUCCCCGCCCCACUCCCCUCCGCGCGCUACCUCUUCGCGCUCCCAUUCCGCGUCCACCGCGCCCACUGCUCCUGGGGCACCUGGGGGCGGUUCUGCGGCAGCCGCUCAGCUCUCCCCCGCAGCCAGCCGUCCUCCUGGGCGAAGUCCGCCCAUGCGCAUGACUGCGCGCAGCGCCAGCGGCACCUACUUCAGCUCCGCCGCCGCUGCUGUGGCGGCGGUGGGCGGGGGGCAAGGGAUGGGCGGAGAGGGGGAGAUGCGGGGGGCACGUAAAUACGGGGGGCCUGGCGAUUCAACCAUGGGGGCACAGGGGAGCGCGCCUAUGCGCGGUGGAGGUGGGGGGUAUGGCGGCGUUGGUGGCAGCGGCAGCGGCGGUACAGGUGGCGGCAGUGCAGCAGCAGUGGCGGCGGCGGCGGCAGGCAGCAGCGGCACCAACAGGCUGCGCCCCUUUGAGGAGCCCACGCCCGCGGCUGCGCGCCCCAAGCCGCGCCACAGGCGCAGUGAGAGUGCGGGGCCGGGGUACUUCGUGGGCGGGGGAGGCAUCUGGGGCGCCGUGGCGGGCGCGAGCAUGGCGCCCCCUCUGGGCGCCAACGGCCCCCAGGCGCUGGCGCUCAACUUCCUGGCGGGCGCGCAGCAGAGCGACGCCGUGGUGAGCAGCGGGGGGGGCGCGCAUGUCAGGGCCCACAGCGCGCAGGGGAAGGUGGGCGGAGGGGUUGGCGGGGCGGACGGUGGAGGGGGCGUGGCUGGGCGAAUGGCGGGCAGCGGAGGGGGAAGAGACGGGCGGGAUGGUGCAGGUGAGAGUGGUGGGGCAGGGGGCGUGGGCGUGGGGAGUGCGAUGGCGAGCAGUAUGGGCGUGGAGGCAGUGCGCGCAGGGCUGUCAGCCAUCCGCACAGGGGGCCACGGCAGCAGCAAGCACAUCAAGGUGGGUGCCUUCGCCAACCAGGGACCCGCCGCUGCUGCCACUAGUGCUGCGGCUGCCACUGCAGCAGCUGCGGCGGCGGCAGCUGCAGCAGUGGUGGGGCCGGAUGGGUCGAUCCCGCUGACGACGAAUCUGAAGCUCAAGGUGCGUGGCGGCAUGUCCAUCAGCGUGCCGCACAGCAACACCGCCGUCAGCCCGCGCGUCUCCUCCUCUGCCGCUGCCGCUGCCUCGUCUGCCGCCGGCACGACGCCCCCGCACGGCGCGAGUCCGCGCAGCGGCAUCAACUCGCCCUUCAACAUGGCGAGUCCGCGCGAGGGGCUGAGCCCCCUGGCCAGCCCCAUGAACUUCCAGCGCUCCACGCCCGUCUCCACACCCACCGCCUCCCCGCGCCCCGGCUCCCUGUCCCCCCCGCCUGCCGCGCCCCCACGCACGCCCAACGUCAGCGACUACUACUACAGCGCCAAGUCCGGCGAGGCGGGCAGCCCGCGCGCGCAGGAGGAGGGCGAGGGCGAGGCGGAGGUGGAGGAGACGCCGGCGACGGCGAACGUGCUGAUGAAGGGCGUGGUGGAGCUGAGCGAGCUGUACCGCCUCUCGCGCAAGGAGCUCGGCCGCGGCAACUUCGGCGUCAUCCGCGUUUGUGAGAAGCGCGACACAGGCGAGAGGUUCGCGUGCAAGACCAUUGAGAAGAAGAACCUCGAGUGUUGGGAGGACGUGGAUGAUGUGCGGCGGGAGGUGCAGGUGAUGGAGAUGCUCAAGGACCACGCCAACGUCAUCAAGCUCGUCGACACCGUCGAGUCGCAGAAGGAGGUGCAUCUGAUAAUGGAGCUGUGCGAGGGCGGCGAGCUGUUCGACCGCAUCCAGGACAAGGGCUACUACAGCGAGCGCCAGGCCGCCAAGGUGACACGCACCGUGGUGGAGGUGCUGCAGCACUGCCACUCGCACGGCGUGCUGCACCGCGACCUCAAGCCCGAAAACAUCCUGCUGACCAGCAAGCGCAGCGACACGCGCGUCAAAGUCAUCGACUACGGCAUGGCUUACAUCUUCCAACCCGGCGAGCGGUGCACGUUCCGCGCAGGCACGCCCAACUACAUCGCGCCGGAGGUGAUCAACAAGAACUACGGCGUGGAGGCGGACGUAUGGAGCGCGGGGGUCAUCCUCUACAUCCUGCUGUGCGGCCUGCCGCCCUUCUGGGGCGACACCACGGAGGAGAUCUUCAAGAGCGUGCUGUGGGGCCACCUCGACUUUGACACGGACCCCUGGCCACAGGUGUCGGAUGCCGCCAAGGACCUCGUGCGCCGCAUGCUGUGCAAGAACUACGCCAAGCGCAUCACCGUUGAGGCCAUCCUGCGUCACCCAUGGAUCGUUGCUUACACCACAUGACAUGACAGCACCAGCUCACAGUGCUUGCCUGCGCUUGUGUCGUGGCACUGGUGCAACUGCUCACAUGAACAUGGUCUCUGCGUCAACCAUGCCUACCAUGCCUACCAACUGCUCACUCCACCAUGCUGACCAUCUGUCUCUCACAUUCCAUAGCCGUUCCACUUGACGCCUCCGUUCCCGCACAUCUGACUGCCUGCCUCUCAACUGUUUCUCCUUGCCUUCCAUGCUGCGCUGCCCCGCUUCUCUGUCCACUGUUCAUCCUGACCCCUAUAUAAAUUCUAACCCCAACUGGCUGCGCUACCGUCCCUGCCCACAUGGUUAGGCGCUGCCCUCUAAGCAUCAGUAGCCUCUAACUGCCUGUGCCAUUGCUUGCUACCAGCUGUCGCUCCACCUGCCUGCGCCAUUUCGACUCCCAGGCGUCCGCUGCCACAAGGGGAGCCGCUGUAGGCUGUAGCGUGCGCACCUGGUGCAGCAGGCACAGCGGUGUGGUGGAGCAUGACCACGUGCCGCUCUCCUUGAUCAAACCUGGCGCGUGGCCUCUGCGCCCUUGCCCUUGCCGCUCUUGGCAUUGUCCCCAGUCGCAUCGUGACCUAACUGUGAUGUUGCAGGGCUGCUGAGACAGCUGAGGUGAGGUUCGUUAGUGGGUAUGGUAUGGAGGUUCUUGCCCUCGUUCCAUUCAUAAAGAGGGAGGGGGCUUCUUUCUUGACAAUGACUCUGAAUGCUGAUCUAGUUGCUGCUAACUGACUCGAUGCAUGCAACAUGUGGAUCCUCUUUAAUAUGUAUGCUAUCUGUUAUGGCUAUUUCAUGCU